This is a messenger RNA of Penicillium chermesinum, 507 nucleotides long. RefSeq names its product MARVEL domain-containing protein. The record is from RefSeq and is a predicted model, not a curated record. Gene Ontology annotation, cellular component: membrane. The transcript is spliced from 4 exons. The coding region runs from base 1 to 507 and encodes 168 amino acids. Lineage: Eukaryota; Fungi; Ascomycota; Eurotiomycetes; Eurotiales; Aspergillaceae.
AUGCCAGUCGUCUCGCGUAUCGUCUCUAUCCCUCUCCGCAUCUGCGAAAUUGCCUUUGCAGCUAUCGUGGCUGGACUUAUCGGCCACUACCUUGCCUCUUUCGAUGAGAUUGACCCUUGGCCUGAAGCACGGUGGAUCUAUACCGAGGUGAUUGCCGGUCUCUCGAUGCUACUGGGCCUCAUAUGGCUCAUUCCUUUUAAGUCGGGGUUCUUCAGCUGGCCCCUCGACGUGCUCAUUUCCUUUGCUUGGUUUGCUGCAUUCGGUGUUCUCGUGGACGCUAUUCAUCACUUGCCAUGCGGUGGCUUUUGGAAUUGGCACUUGGGAAGUAACACGCUUUGUACGCGGUGGAGGACUGCAGAAGCUUUCAGUUUCUUGUCUGCUAUGUUUUGGCUGUUCUCUGCUCUUGUGGGCAUCUGGUUUACCUUUCGAUCUCGUGGUGACCGCACCGAGGGAACGACCGGCCGUCGCUGGGGUCGCUCUCGUGCGGCACCUGCCGCGGAAGCUUAA